GCCUGGGAUCCCCCAAAGAGUGAAGGGAAAGGACUCGCAGGGGAGGAACUGGUGCGCGCGCUCAGAAGCUAACGUGCCUCGGCUUCGGCUACGACAAGGUGUAGCUUUGGGCUGUGUGGGGGCUUGGCUUGAGGAGGGGGCCCUACUUCCUCGUCCUCCUCCUCCUUUUGCCUUUCGGCGUGUACCCGAUCGUUGCCUAGGCGGGGUCCCGGUUAGAAGAUCGUGCGUGCCAGUGGCGGGAUCGUCCGCCCCUCCUCUCCUUCUCCCGCCCCGUUCGCUCCCCUGCCCCCUCCCCCCUUUAGCGGCCGGGUGAUCUCUCUGGACAAGGCGUUAGCGACGGGGAAACGCGCAACCAGGCUUAAAGUAUGGCAAGCGAAGAUGGUUUCUGCCAAGGAGCCAACGAUCGCUAUGUUUUCGGGUCUGUCGAUCAUCUUUGUACACUUCCUGUGCUGGGCGACCUGUGUCACCGCGCUCCCGGGACAGCUCAGAAAGGAAGAGAAAUUAUGGCCGGAGAAUUUUACACGCAUCCUGGACCGCCUCUUGGAUGGCUAUGACAACAGGCUGCGUCCUGGAUUUGGGGGUCCUGUUACUGAAGUCAAAACAGAUAUCUAUGUCACAAGUUUUGGACCUGUUUCUGAUGUAGAAAUGGAAUAUACAAUGGAUGUUUUCUUUCGUCAGACAUGGGUGGACAAGAGAUUAAAAUAUGAUGGUCCCAUUGAAAUUCUAAGAUUAAACAACUUGAUGGUUAACAAAGUGUGGACCCCAGAUACUUUCUUUCGGAAUGGAAAAAAAUCUGUGUCUCAUAAUAUGACAGCCCCAAAUAAACUAUUUAGAAUUAUGAGAAAUGGCACCAUUCUCUAUACAAUGAGGCUCACCAUAAGUGCUGAGUGUCCCAUGAGAUUGGUGGAUUUCCCAAUGGAUGGACAUGCCUGUCCGCUAAAAUUUGGAAGCUAUGCAUAUCCAAAGAGUGAAAUGAUCUACACCUGGACAAAAGGGCCAAAAAAUUCAGUGGAAGUCCCUGAAGAGUCUUCUAGUUUAGUUCAAUAUGACCUACUUGGACAUACAGCAUCUACUGACACAAUUAAAUCUAUCACAGGUGAAUAUGUGGUCAUGACAGUACACUUCCAUCUCCGAAGGAAAAUGGGAUAUUUUAUGAUACAGACAUAUAUUCCGUGCAUCAUGACUGUGAUCCUCUCCCAGGUGUCAUUCUGGAUUAAUAAAGAAUCUGUUCCUGCCAGAACUGUUUUUGGAAUAACCACUGUGUUGACCAUGACAACUUUGAGCAUCAGCGCCAGGCAUUCCUUACCUAAGGUCUCCUAUGCCACAGCCAUGGAUUGGUUCAUAGCUGUAUGCUUUGCCUUUGUAUUCUCUGCGCUGAUUGAAUUUGCGGCUGUCAACUAUUUUACGAACAUUCAGAUAGAAAAAGCCAAAAGGAAGGGGGUGAAAUCCAUCCCUGAAUGUUCAGCGGCACCUGUACAGAAGGAAAUUUGUACAGAGGAGACAUCCACGUGUACAGAUUCAAAUUCAAAUGUGAGGAAAAGAACAAACACCAUAGUACAACCAGAUUUGGAGACUGCUAAAAGAAUUGACCCAGGAAACAAUUCAUUGCCUUCUUCUUCAUUAACUCAGGGGCCCUUGGACAUUAUGCCCCGAUCGCCUUCAGCUUCAAGUCCAAACCCAUUCAGCCGAAUUAAUAUAUCAGAAACACUGGCUUCUGCAAGAGCAACUCCUUCAGCUCCUCCAUCCACCCCAGUUUUAACAGGUUAUAUUGCCCAGCAGGACACCAUGGAAUCCCCGGCUAUUCAUCAUUUACUUGGAUCUAGACUGGAAGAGAUUCAGACUACCACAAAUGCUUUGGAAGUGCCCACAAAAUCCCCGUGCCUCAGUUCUCCUCCUGCUCCAUCAGCCUGCAGCUCUGGCACCAGUAAGAUAGACAAAUAUGCACGCAUUUUGUUUCCUGUCACUUUUGGAGCAUUUAAUAUGGUCUACUGGGUAGUUUAUCUUUCCAAGGACACCAUGGAAAAAACAAAAAAUCUAAUGUAGUCCUGCUGCUAUGUAAUAUCUUCUCUCCCCCCCGCCCCCCGCAGUUUAUUCUAAACAUGUAUGGAUGCAGAGUUUCUUCUUUUAAAAGUAUUUUUUUUUAAAGGAGUCUUAACACUGAUUUUAUAAACAAAAGCUCUGUAAUCAUUUUCCCAUGGUGAAGGGCAGGUAUUCUUAGAUUAUUUUAAUUCAGCAAAAGUUGGGGAGGCCAUAAAUAGUGUCUUCCAGGCUCUUUACAAAGGGCAUUUUGUAUGAACAAACUACAUUGGGCCAUUGAGAAGAACAGAUAUAGGAUAUUAAAGUCAACUGCGGAUGCAUACAGAUGUAUGAGAAAUGCUCUGUUUUUUCUAAAUUUGUAUAUUGAUAAAUAUAUUUCUAUAUUUUCACUACUUAAUUUCACCACUCCAGUGUGAGUUGUGAUACCUGUCACUUGGAUGCUCAUCCAGAUCUUUGUUACUACAGGCCUUCCUUUAACAAAUAUUUGGUAGCAUAAUCUCAUACCUAUCUGUUCAAAAGCAAGUCCCUCUUAGGGUCGAUGAGUUUAUUUCCCAAUAAGUAAAUAGAGUACUGUGUCAGAAUGGUGACUAAUUGUGCUCUCAAGUUGUUUUUGAUUCCUAGCAACCACAUAGAUUUUCUUCAUGAAUUGUGUCAAAGAAGAAGCAAAAGAACCUUAGGUGAUUGUAUAAGCACAAAGAUUAUGAAUGUGAUUAUAAACUUAAUAUAUGGGGAUCUUUUGGGAAUGAAAAGAAGGAUCCAGAGAAUAUGGUAGAUGUGUUUUAUUAAAUUGUUUUAUCUACUAAUAUAUGGGUUAUUAUGCCCAUGAACAGGGUUUUUUGAAAGUCUAUGCAAACCAUUAGAUGCUGAAUAUGGUUUAGUCAAGGUUAAAUAUUUGGAGAACAGCUGCUAAAUAUGAGAUGGAAAAAUGUUUAACUAGGAUGAAACUAAAUCUUGUCUUAUUGAAGGGAAUCACCUGGGAACUUUACUGAGUAGAUAGGACUUACAUUACUACAUUAAGAACUUUUUAAGUGUAUAAACAGCCAGCCAAUGGAACAAAAUACUCCGUGAUAUAAUGAGUUCUCCUAUCUUAAAGAGAAGCUGGAUAGUCAUCUGCCAGAGAAACUGUAGAGGAUCUGGCACUGAGCAAUGGCUUGGAGUAGAUGAUCUAAAAUGUAUAUUCCAACUCUAUGAUUCAAGUCCUUUAUAUAGACUUUGAAAUAUUUGCAUCACACUUCCCUGACCCAAUGCUCCUCAGAUCACAGAAUCAGAAUAUGAGUUGAAAGCUAGUUUGUGAACAUUUGUUCUAGCCCUUGUUGUAUUCCCACAAUUUCCAGUCUAUAGACAAGAGGUUGUACGGGAGUUGAAAAUUGGAGGACUGGAGAGGACCAAAUAAAAAUAAUGUACUUAGACUUCCUUUUGUGUUUAGUUUGCAAUUGCCAACAUAAUAGAUGCUUCUCUUGCUGUCAUGCAUACCUUCCUACGUUUCUAUUGUGGUUUAGCCUGAAUAUAAAAAUUGUGAGAUCCCUGUUGCAAACAUUUUAAUGUAAAAUCAGUUGAUACAUUAACCAUUGUUGUGUUGGACUUGCUUCUUGUAGUUCUUUAACAAGACACACUGCAAACAUGACAUUUUCUACACAAAAAUUACUGCAGUAAUCUAUGCAGAUUAUUGGUCUGGCAGUAAUCUAGAUCUGGGCCUAAAUCAUUGUGAUAAACAUAAAUGAGAAGGUGGUAAAAGCUCCAUUGUUUCCAGGCAUUAAAAAAGUCCAACAGUCUUUUGUCCAUUUUUAACCUAUCAAUCAAAUGGUGGGUAAUCAAUAGUCCUCUGCCAAAUGACAUUUGCACAGAUUGUCUCUGUAUCACUAUUUGUCACCACCAAGUGGGAAUUUUUUAAAAAAAUCAAAACCUAAAGAGAACUUCAGAAAUAUGUUCCUACUCCCCCAUAAAAUAGAAAUUCAUAAAUCUAUUCCAGACAUCUGCCCUCCUUACAUCACAACCAUGUUUGCUGCAUCUUUUCUUUCUUUCUUUCUUUCUUUCUUUCUUUUUCUUUCUUUCUUUCUUUUUCUUUCUUUCUUUCUUUCCUCCCUUCCUCCCUCCCUCCUUCCUUCCUUCCUUCCUUCUCUCUCCCACUCUCUCUCUCUGUGAGAGAGAGACAGAGAGAGAGAGAGAAAAUUCAAAGUGGCCUCCAGUCAUCAACAGUUUGUCCACCCCAUAUGGAGAACAGGGCUUAUUUAGUAAUAUGAGGAAAGCUACUACCGUGUUUCCCCGAAUUUUUUUUGGGGGGGUGGGCCUAAUAUAAGCCCUACCCCAAAACUAAGCACAGGGGAUGGGCGUGGCCAGCACAAGAGCCAGUGAGUGUGUGGGAGCCGAUGGUGUCUGGCAGUAGCUGCAGUCUGCUGGCUCCUUGGCACAGUGCAGAUAAGUCUGAGCGCAGAGGCAGAGGUGUGGGGGGGGGACGGACAGACAAUCCGGAUAUGUGUAGCUGCCUGGCUCACAGGAGGCUUGUGCAGCAACACUGCAGGUGGAGGCAGAGACACAGGGGGAGGCAGGUGAUCCUGACACCCCAUGUGGGCACCUGCCCCGACGCAGCGAUGAGCAAGCCAAGAGAUGGUGGGAUGGAACUAAUUGCUCCAUUUCAAAUCACACCAUUUGCAAACAAACAAAGCUUCCAGUCUCUGUCAUUUCUCUGUCCAGGUGAAAAGUGCAUCUGCCCUGGGAAACUAUUGUAGCCGUGGGUAAGCAGAUGGGAGGGAGUGGGUGGGCAGGCAGGCAGCUGCAAAAUAAGACAUCCCCCAAAAUAAGACCUCUUGUUUCCCCCCCAAAAAAUAAGAUUGGGUCUUAUUUUGGGGAAAACACGGGUCAAUGAAGUCAGGAAAUCUCUUCAAAGACAUUAUAAUAAUACACUCAAAUAUUUUAGAUCCAAAUGUGAGUAAUUCUAAAGAAAUGACUUUGGACUAGUCCUGCUGGACUCCUGCAGACAGUCAGCAUUUUUUCUUGAUCUUUACUUUAAAAAGGGAAAGAUAGGAAAGCUACCCUGCCAUGUUUGGUUUGCAAGAAAAAUGUUUUUUCUCCUGUUUCCGUUUGCUGCAUCUUUUCUGACCUUAAUGUUUCUCAUGCCCUGGGCUAGGAGUGCCCUCAGAAUAUGGUUAAAUCAAGAUAGCAUCUGCAAUUGUGCGAUCAGAGCUCUACCUGAUUUUUAUAUGUGUUCCAUGCAUGACGCAUAUAAAACCAGACUGGAACAUUGUUCACAUAUCAUAUCUAAUUAUACCUUUACAGAUCUCAUCUGUAGUUUUAUGGACAUACACUCUGCAUAUUCCUGCUAUGGACUUAAUGUUUCAUUAAUUGAUUGUCAUUUAAUGUUGUCUUUCUUGUUUCUUCAUAUUCUGCCAUAAAAUAUGGACUUAAUCACAGUUUAAUUCCAAUAAAACAUGAAAAGGAAAAGUGUUAUGUAUUGAAUAUAUAUAUAUAGUUGUGUUAAGCCCUGUUAAAGUGAAACUAACCUUUAGAUGACCCUAACUGUUAACUCCAACUGUUUUGGAGGGAAACUUAGAACAUUCAUAUUUGAGUGGGCUUUUUCAAGUAUUAUGAUUGGUUAAGGCCCUAUGGGCCUAGAGUAUAAAUUACAGGCAUUUGCCUGCUGUUCCUCAGUUCCAAAUUUAAGUCAAUAAAUGUUGUUGUAGCUAU
Pantherophis guttatus is the source of this 5718-nucleotide messenger RNA. Lineage: Eukaryota; Metazoa; Chordata; Lepidosauria; Squamata; Colubridae. The record is from RefSeq and is a predicted model, not a curated record.